CGGAAGAGCCGGCUUGACAACAAGGACAGCAGUGGCUGCUGCAUGGCUGCAGUGGCAUGGCUGCGGUGCUGAGGAACCUCCGGACCCUGCGCUCCUCCGCUUUACAUCUGACUGCGGAGAAGUUCUCAGCACCUGGGCGUCCGCCACUCCAGCCAUUGGCAGGUCCCGUGGAGCUGGCAUGGAGGACGUGGGUUAGGGGUCUUCUGCUGAGCUCCGUUGUGUGUGCUGGACACAACAAGUGGUCAAAGGUGAAACACAUCAAAGGUCCAAAAGAUGAAGCCAGAGCGAAGAUGUUCAUGAAGCUGGCCAUGCUGAUCAAGCUGGCAGUGAAAGAAGGGGGACCCAACCCAGAGUUGAAUAUCAACUUGGCUCAGGUCCUGGAGCAGUGCAGGAGCAACAAUAUGCCCAAAGCUUCAGUAGAGACUGCCAUCAAGCACGCAGAAAAGUCUAAGCCUGCGUCCCAGCACAUGUUUGAGGCUCGGGGUCCAGGAGGGUGCCUGCUGCUGAUCCAAGUCCUGACCGACAACAUUAGCCGCACCCAUCAGGACAUCAAACGUGCCCUUAACAAGAACGGGGGGGCACUUUCAGAUGGAGCCCGGCACAACUUCGACAAACGAGGAGUGGUGGUUGUGCAGGGUCUCAACGUCUCCACGGAGCGUGCUUUGGAACUGGCCAUCGAGGCCGGAGCAGAGGAUGUACAGGAGAGCUCAGAUGAUGAGGAGCAGCCCCUCCUGCAGUAUAUUUGUGACACCACAGAACUGCAGAAGGUCCGAGCAUCUUUGGAGUCACAGGGACUGAAGGUGAAUUCUGCAGGUUUGAAUUUUGUCCCCCGUGUCCUGCUGCCCCUGGACCGACAACAGCUGGAUGCGGCCUCAACAUUAGUGGAAGCCCUCAAUGACUGUGCAGACGUAGUUCAAAUCUGGGACAAUAUCCAUGUGGACAGCUGAGACGCAAUGAAAAUGAUGACAUUCACCCCACACAAUAUGAGCGGUUAGCAGUAAGGCAUGGCAACUGUGUGAAAUAAACUCUUUGGUCUCAGGACACUGGUAUGACCCAUGGGGGGAAAAAUAAUUUGGGAAACAAUGUUCACCUGAGACUGCUGUGAGAACAUCAAGACAUUUUGGAUGGAGCCUUUUUUCAUUCUUGGAAUUCUGCAUUUUUGUUGACAAUAAAGAUAUUGUGUCUGACAGAUGUUCAUAUCUACUUACCUACCUACCUACUUAACUACUUACCUACCUGCCAACUUAACUACUUGCCUAUCUACCUACCUAUCUAGCUAUCUAUCUAUCUAUCUCUAUUUAUCUAUCUAUCUAUCUAUCUAUCUGACAACCAUCCCUGCAACAGCACCCCACUCAGCUCUUACUCAAGAGCAGACUUCAUAAAAUAAAUAACCAAAUGUACUG
Molecule: messenger RNA, 1403 nt
Organism: Synchiropus splendidus (mandarinfish)
Lineage: Eukaryota; Metazoa; Chordata; Actinopteri; Syngnathiformes; Callionymidae
Gene: taco1
Product: translational activator of cytochrome c oxidase 1
Exons: 6
Coding region: 57-947 (296 amino acids)
Cellular component (GO): mitochondrion
Source: RefSeq, a predicted model, not a curated record